Molecule: messenger RNA, 754 nt
Organism: Notothenia coriiceps (black rockcod)
Lineage: Eukaryota; Metazoa; Chordata; Actinopteri; Perciformes; Nototheniidae
Product: prickle-like protein 3
Exons: 2
Coding region: 14-676 (220 amino acids)
Source: RefSeq, a predicted model, not a curated record
CGAUCAGGGCCAGAUGACGUACGAGGGGCAGCACUGGCACGCCGUGGAUACGUGUUUCUGCUGCGCUCGCUGCCGGCUGCCUCUCAUCGGACGACCCUUCCUCCCCCGAUCCGGACUCAUCUUCUGCUCCAGAACCUGCUCUCUGGGAGAAGACCCCGACAACUCGGACUCGUGCGACUCGGCUCUGCAGAUCAGACCCGCCGCCGGGCAGAGGCGCUGGGAGGCGGGGGGGAAACAGAAACAGCAGCAGCAGCAGACCUGUGGUUCCCCUCUGCAGCCACCAGAGGGCGUCAGACUGCCGGUUACUGUGGCUAAAGACAGUAUGCACACAGCGGGGGAGAGCAGAGGUGUUCACUGCUCCGCUCCGGCUCAGAAUGGCCUCCCUCCCCCCAGAGGCUCGUACUCCCCUCUCCCCCACAUCCACCUGGGGAACGGCUUGGGCCCGUCGUGGCCCAGCGACCUCCCCAACUACAGCCUACUGCCGGGGGACACUGCUCCUGUGAAUGGGAACACUGGACUGACCGGUCUGAACUCCAAAGGAACGUCCAGCGCUAAAGACUGCAGGAACUGGGUGGAGAGGACCAAUCAGGUGAUGCAAGGUAUCAGAAGCCACUCAAAUGCACAGACACAUGGUAUCAAUGGAAGCUGCACAAUUAGUGGAAUAAAGGAAAUAUAAUCGCAAACUAUUUUAAUAAUUGAGGGUCUUCAGCCCCUUAUGCCCCUUUCACACCAACGCGCUUCAAAAGCACAGUUU